CUCCUGGCGUGCAGCCCCGGUGAACCGAGUCCAUGGCCAGCACCACUAACGUGACCGAGUUCGUCAUCACCGGGCUCUUCCAGGACGCAGAGGUGCAGAGAGCGUGCUUCGUGCUCUUCCUCCCCGUGUACCUGGCCACGCUGGUAGGCAACGGCCUCAUCGUCCUGACGGUCAGUGUCAGUGACAGCCUGCGCUCCCCCAUGUACUUCUUCCUGGGCUACCUGUCCCUGGUGGAGAUCUGCUACUCCUCCACAGUGGUCCCCAAGUUCAUCGCGGAUCUACUGUCCAAGAUGAAAACCAUCUCCUUCAAGGGCUGCCUGGCCCAGAUCUUCUUCUUCCACUUCUUUGGGGUCUCUGAGAUCCUCCUGCUGGUGGUGAUGGCCUAUGACCGCUACGUGGCCAUCUGCAGACCUCUUCACUAUGUGACCGUUAUGAGUCGCCAACUGUGUCACAUGCUGGUGGCUGGCUCCUGGCUGGGGGGCUUUUUUCACUCCUUAAUUCAGAUUCUGGUCACCAUCCCUUUGCCCUUCUGUGGUCCCAAUGUGAUUGACCACUACUUCUGUGACCUCCAGCCAUUGUUCAAGCUGGCCUGCACCGACACCUUUGUGGAGGGCGUCACUGUAUUGGCCAACAGUGGAUUAAUUGCUCUGUGCUCCUUCCUCAUCCUGCUGUGCUCCUAUGUGGUGAUCCUGGUCAGCUUGCGGAACCAUUCUGCAGAGGGCAGGCGCAAAGCCCUCUCCACCUGUGCCUCUCACAUCACGGUGGUCCUCCUGUUUUUCGGACCUGCCAUCUUCCUCUACUUGCGUCCCGCCUCCACCUACACUGAGGACAAGCUGGUGGCUGUGUUCUACACGGUCAUCACCCCCAUGCUGAACCCCAUUAUCUACACACUCAGAAAUACAGAGGUGAAAACCGCCAUGAGGAAGUUGUGGAGCAUAACAAAGCCAGGGCUGGGGUGA
Molecule: messenger RNA, 959 nt
Organism: Chinchilla lanigera (long-tailed chinchilla)
Lineage: Eukaryota; Metazoa; Chordata; Mammalia; Rodentia; Chinchillidae
Product: olfactory receptor 4B1-like
Exons: 1
Coding region: 33-959 (308 amino acids)
Biological process (GO): G protein-coupled receptor signaling pathway
Cellular component (GO): membrane
Molecular function (GO): olfactory receptor activity; G protein-coupled receptor activity
Source: RefSeq, a predicted model, not a curated record